This is a messenger RNA of Ogataea parapolymorpha DL-1, 4314 nucleotides long. RefSeq names its product serine/threonine-protein kinase RIM15. The record is from RefSeq and is a predicted model, not a curated record. Gene Ontology annotation, cellular component: cytoplasm; nucleus. The transcript has a single exon. NCBI's taxonomy places the organism in Eukaryota, Fungi, Ascomycota, Pichiomycetes, Pichiales, Pichiaceae. Gene Ontology annotation, biological process: phosphorelay signal transduction system; peptidyl-serine phosphorylation. The coding region runs from base 1 to 4314 and encodes 1437 amino acids. Gene Ontology annotation, molecular function: protein serine/threonine kinase activity; ATP binding.
AUGGAAUCAUACCCUCGCGACUCGCCGUCGCCUCGCCACACGCCGUCGCCACGUGGACGGCUUGAUUCCAUGUUUUACACGGGCGGGAGAUCGCAUAUUCCGUCGAGAUCCGUGUCGCCUCUGGAUGUGGACAGUCCUUCAAUAGAUAGAGAAAUACAUCAGCACGCGGAGCAGGAGCACCUUUCGCAGGUGACGUCGCGCAAUCCAGCGGCCGUGAUGGAGCUCGACCUGGACUGCAACGUCAAGUUCCUAAGCAAGACCUGGGAGUCCACAGUGGGAACGAAAAUUAGCAAGAUUAUAGGGCGCCCUCUGAGCAAUAUAAUACUGGGCGAAAUCGAGGACAAGCAGGUCUUUAACAAGGCCACUAGCAUCAUGAUGACCGAUGACGACACCUACCGCGUGAGAUUUAUUGUUGCGACGAAUCUACAAAACGCCUCAAGAGAAUCGGAAAACACCGAUCAAGAAACCGAUUCCUCAGUUUCUGACGAUGACUCCGUGAGUGUGCACUCGGAAAACUCCAGCAUAUCGACAGACGGCAAUUGUAUCGAGCUGGAAGCUCAGGGCGUUCUGAUACACGACAAAAACCGCCAACCCUCGCAUUCAAUGUGGAUUGUCAAGCCGUGGGUGCCGUUUGCCGGCCAAACGCUAGCUCUUCCGGAAGAGCUGAUCUUGAGGCUCGGCUUUGGAAUCAACCUGUUUGAGGCAUACUUGUUCCAAUUGACCGACAUGGGCAUAACUGACGAGGAAAACCUGCCGCCUCCGGCCCAGGAGCUGUGUCGCAUAUGCGAGCAGCGAGUGCCUAACUGGUGGUUGGAAUGUCAUACAGAGCUAUGCCUAGUGGAACACCGUGCAGAGGAUACCGUGCAACAAAAACAGGAAGAACUCAGCGAGCAUAGGAACCUGUUGCAAAAUGUCCUUGACACUCUCACCAAACGACAGUUGCAAAACUCGAAAACUCCGCCUUUGGUCCCUAUGAAUUCUAGCUCUUCGGUAUCCAGCAGCAGCAGCAGCUCCUCCAACAGCUCCUCAGGGAGCUUUGUGUCGAUAACCGAGUACAAAGGCCAUUCUAUUCCUCUUUCCGCGUCAAACGAAACUGGAAGUUUGAUACGCCGAAAAAGUGUGGGCAGUCUGCUCCCCGCCAGAAGGUUCCCGUUCAAAAAUCUGGAUAUUCUUAUCCAGUACUGCGAUGAAGCUUUGAAGAUAAAUCCUGGAGAGAUCCGCACCAACGACAAAAAGUCUGAUGAGUACACAAUCUCGUUCUCUCCCGACAGUGAACGUGCGCUUGCCACUUUAAACACAAUCGAAGUUCCCGAGUCCAGCGACCAAGCUAUAAAGCUGCUUACCGAGGACACCGACUUUGUUGUCAAACAGAAAAUUGAGUCCAUUGAGAGGUACGCUCACAUACUGCAAUAUGUGGAUAAAAUUACCAAAGAGACCGACGAGAUGGUCCUGAAUGUUGUCAAGGAAACGAUUCGAAAAAUACAAGAAGACGCUUUGGAAGAGCCUCUGCAUAUCCAGUCUCCAAGGCCCGCUUCCAAGCUACAAUCAGGAAACAUUUUGGAGACAGAGAGCGAUUUGCGGCUGAAUUCGGUGUCUUCUAGUACUGGUACUUUUUCUCCAGCGUCUGACGGCCAUUUGACACCAGCAAUCAGUGUUUCUGGGGACGAGUCUGCCAAGACAAUUCAACGCAAUAACUCUCCUGGAUACAACUCACCUCGCAGACCGCUUUCUCCUAGUAUUAUGCUUCCUAUGAGCUCGAUCCAACGCAACACAAAAGCGCACAUGAAGCGCCCUAGUGUCAAUUCUGGAUCGGGAUCAAACACGCCAAUAUCCUCGCCGCUUUUCUUAUCGACUGAAGUCCCGUCAUCUUCUUCUUCUGCUGUUGACCGUCCACAGCUAUCGCCAUUGCUCGUGCCUCAGAGUUCUAAACAGAGCGCCCCUUCAAUCAAAGACUACGAAGUGAUCAAGCCCAUCAGCAAAGGUGCAUUUGGUUCUGUGUUCCUUGCCAAGAGGAGGUUGACAGGAGAAUACUUUGCUAUCAAGGUGCUCAAGAAAGCAGAUAUGGUGGCCAAGAACCAGGUUACAAAUGUGAAAGCCGAGAGGGCCAUCUUGAUGGCGCAAGCUAACUCGCCAUAUGUGGCUCAACUUGUUGCAACGUUCCAGAGUACAAAUUAUUUGUACUUGGUGAUGGAAUAUCUCAACGGGGGUGAUCUGGCUACCCUUUUGAAGAAUAUGGGCUAUCUGCCUGAAAUCUGGGCGCGGAGGUACAUUGCAGAGGUGAUUGUUGGUGUUGACGACUUGCAUUCCCGGGGUAUCGUCCACCGUGACCUAAAGCCAGAUAAUUUGCUUAUCGAUCGCAACGGGCAUAUCAAGCUCACAGAUUUUGGUCUUAGUCGAAUGGGACUGGUCAAAAGACAGAAAGACCCUCAUUCGGAUGUCAUUGAAGAUCCGUUUGUCAAUCCGCAAGCGGCUUCGUUGGUGACCAAGAAAACCGCCAGCAUCACUCCGUUUUCGCUAUCGCCAUGUUCGCCACUUGUUACACCGACAACAAGCACACUGCCUGCUUUUGAGGAGGUCGAGCCCGUUACUCUUGGAAGUGGCAGCUCUUCUCCUUUGCUACGCCCACUGACCAGAAGAUCAACGUUGCAACCGUACUUCGCCCUGAAUAAGGAGGACACACAAACUGAAAUUACCAAUUAUGCUCUCUUCGAUCCUCAGAAAUCAGCAGAGACUCGAAAGUUUGUCGGAACGCCUGAUUAUCUAGCACCCGAGACGGUUGCCGGUCUGGGCCAAGAUGAAGCUAGUGAUUGGUGGUCUAUUGGAUGCAUCCUGUUUGAGUUUUUGUUCGGGGUUCCUCCAUUCGCGGGAAACAGUCCAAAGGAAGUAUUUGAAAAUAUCCUCCACGGCCAGAUCCAAUGGCCAAAUCUAUCUCCCGAUGAAUUUCAGGAGUAUUGCUCUUUUGCUGCCAAAAACCUAAUUACCCAGCUGCUUGUGAAAGAUCCAACCCAGAGACUUGGAAGUGGUGGGUCUCAUGAAAUAAUGCAGCAUCCUUAUUUCAAAGGCAUCAACUGGGAUACGCUAUUCAUUGAGGAGGCCUCGUUUGUUCCAAGCAGCGUCGACCCGGAAUCCACUGAGUACUUUGACGACCGAGGAGCACAGCUCAGCGCAUUCCCUCAGGAUGAGCUCAAUGAGGAUGACAAUCCAGAAGCAACACUGGAAGCAAACACUUUGCCAGUCACCUCCAGUUCCUCUUCAACCACGCUCGAUUCACCCAAAACCAGUUUCUCCAAAGGCUGUGUGACGGGAAAGAGAGAAAGAAGAGGCUCAAGACUGAACGAUAGCGGCGGCUCUUCCGAAUUUGGCUCUUUCCACUUCAGAAACCUUGCUAUGCUGGAGAAACAGAAUAAGGACGUCAUCAACAGACUGAAAAAUGAGCAUAUCGAACACUUUGCGCCGUCCCCAAGCUCUAUGGAAAGCUCACCCUCGGCACCUGCUACUCCUGGUGCCACAACUGUUCCUCUGGCAACUCGUCCGCGUGGUCUGUCUUCUGCCAGUGGCCAACUCUUGACUCCCUUCAAACGCCCAUCGUCUCCGAGUAUUGUGAAAGAGAAAAUCUCGCCUCUUCUGCGCCACGCGUCCUUGGCUAGUGAUGUUUCUGAUGAGAUGAAACAGGGGUCUCCUGUUUCCCGUGCAGUGCACAGGAAGGGAUACAGCACCGAUUCAAACUCCCCUGCUGCGCGUUUGCUGUCCAAGUCUUUCUCCAGGACAGUGAGUGACUUCUCACCUUCUUCAUCCGAUAACGAGGACCGCUCAGGUCACUUGUACCAAAGAAGAAAACGAUCAUCGAAACGAGCACUUCGCACUUCGUCGUCUGCUACAGACGAAGCCUCGCAUGCGCUACAGAACAUGAUGAUUAACUUCGACGUUCUAUUGUGCGAGCCUAUUCCUAUUCACCGUUACUCUAUCGAGAACAACCUCGACCGUCUUGGCUGUGACGUUGUUGCUGUCUCUUCUGGGUCUGAGCUAAUCAAACGUGCCACCGCAGACAUAAAAUUCGAUCUGAUCCUGACCUCGACAGAACUCCACAAGCUCGAUUGUCCGGACCUGGUCAAGCUAAUCAAACAUACUUCCACUGCUAACUCGGAAACAAUAUGUGUUGCCCUGACAUCUUUCUACCGCGAUGCAGUCAACACGGGUGUCUUUGACUAUAUCAUCGAGUAUCCGAUCACCAUGGAGAAACUCAAGACUCUUCUGGACUGGUUCCGUUCGCUUAAGCGGCGCGAGGAGGAGGUUAUUGUAACCGACACGGAGUGA